ACCUCGGGCAGAAACAGGCCUGGCUGCUGGAGGGACUGAGCACUCAGAGCACGAGGGAGCCGAGAGGAGAGAGAAGAGGAGCCAGAGAGGCCCAGGGCAAGGCAAACACAGAUCAAGACAGCGUGCAGCCAGGCAGGGAAGGUGCCAUGAAAGGCGUCAUUUUCCCAGUAGCUAUUAUGCUUCUGAUGCUGGCACACAGCUCCCAGCCUGUCUAUGUCAAGGAGGGGGAAUUCUCGUUCCCGCUAGAGGCUGUGAAGAAGCUGAAGGAACUCUUGGAUGUGGAUGCCAGAUCCAAGCCCCAUAUGAUGGCUAGGACAAGUUUCAUUCCUGUGUGUUCAAGGCCCGAACUGCCCAAGGAAUUUCAGGAUGUCUGUAAGAGGGAAGAUGUGCCCCUCAUUUUUCACAGGCUGAACUUGGCUGUCCAGGACAUAGACAUUUGUGAGAUCUGCGCCAAUGCAGCCUGCGCUGGUUGUCUCUAGGAAGGAUGAAACCAAGAAUGUGAGGCCAGCCAACCCCUGCAAUCCCGGCAUGUAUCCUGCAGCAUCGUUUGCACCAGCACUGUCGUUUGCUCUUUUAGGCUUCCCAUCCACCUGCUUUGUUUCUAACUUAUGUGGCUCAGGGGAAUGACUGAGCCGUGCUCCUGGGGGACGCAAGUGCUGGUGGGCAGCACUGUCAGUGGGAGAGCUUUGCAUGCCAGCACAGCUCCUGCCUGGCACUCAGGCAGCUUUCUUAUGCUGACAGGAGAGCUCUUCCCCCGAAGCUCUCCAGGGGAGAGUCACCCUGAGACUCCUGAACAACGUUUCCUCCCAACCUGGCCCAUGGAUGGGGUGAGGGGAGAGAACGGGGGCUGUUGUUCUGGGGCCCGAUGAUACAAAGGUGCCUGGAGCUCCUGGCCACCGCUACUGUGGGAGUGGCCGUGGCUGGAGCCCGGGCCUUUAAUGGAGCAUUGUGGAGCCCCGUGCUUCUUGGCCUGUCCUCAGAGGCCAAGGAGAGCAAUUUGUUUCCCUCCUCCUUGUGACACCUUUUUAGACACCUGAAAACCGCUCUCGUGUCCCCUCCCGGCCUUCUCCUUUCCAGACUAAACAAGCCCAGUUCUUUCAGUC
Pelodiscus sinensis (Chinese soft-shelled turtle) is the source of this 1103-nucleotide messenger RNA. Its product is annotated as guanylin-like. The record is from RefSeq and is a predicted model, not a curated record. Gene Ontology annotation, cellular component: extracellular region. Lineage: Eukaryota; Metazoa; Chordata; Testudines; Trionychidae. Gene Ontology annotation, molecular function: guanylate cyclase activator activity.